Molecule: messenger RNA, 4195 nt
Organism: Siniperca chuatsi (mandarin fish)
Lineage: Eukaryota; Metazoa; Chordata; Actinopteri; Centrarchiformes; Sinipercidae
Gene: snx19a
Product: sorting nexin 19a
Exons: 12
Coding region: 353-3082 (909 amino acids)
Cellular component (GO): early endosome membrane; intracellular membrane-bounded organelle
Molecular function (GO): phosphatidylinositol binding
Source: RefSeq, a predicted model, not a curated record
GCCUAUUCAUUCAUUCAUUUAUGAUGAAGUCAUUUUUCGUCCUCCAUAAACUCUAUGUUGUAUUGACCACUAAAGUUUUUGUUUUACAGCCACAAUUCAUGUUUGAGACCAGCUGUAGAGGAAUGUGUUGCUGUCCUACAAAGCUGUUUGCUGGCAGGUCAGGUGGACACCUAACAGCUAGUUAGCAGUCCAUAUGGGCUGUGUGUGUCUAUCUUGACUUGCAGACUGAUCCAGAUAAUCUUUGUUGGAGGAUUAAAGCAAUGUCCCGGAGGAGGAGGACAUUCUAUACGGCCUGUAUUCGUGUUAUAAAGCUCCUACAACCUUUCAGGACACAUUUCACCCGCUGACUAUAAUGCCUUCCACAAAGAGCUCUAAUCACUGGACUUUAUCAGAGUUACUUGGGCAGCGGAGGCUGUUAGGGCUCGGAGCUCUGCUGGCAUGGCUUCUCCUCUUCCAUCUCCUUGUUAACGUUUGGCUCCUCUGCAUCUUCACCAGUCUCUUGGUGGUUCUCGGGGGUUGGCUCGGGUCCCGUGCCGUACUGGAUGCAAACAGCCUUCUCCACUUGGAACACUUUUUGCCUCUUGGCAAAGUUAGUCCACCUCUGUAUUCACCUGAGCAUGAGUGGAGGUUGAACCAUGAGAUCCACAGUGCUGUCCACAAAGCGGUGCGUGACUUUGUGUCCUCAUGGUAUCGGACUCUGCUGCCAGAGGUGGAGGGAGAGUUUGAACGUGCGGUGCGUAAUUCGAUGCUGGAGUCAGUGAUGGAGCUGAAGGAGCGUGCGCGGCGAGUGGACAGAAAAACACUGGUUCAACAGCUGCUAGAGUUGUAUGGCUGUCACCUGCAGAGCUACAUGACGGCAAGACAGAUACAUUCAACACAAAAGGAGAUCAUUAGUCUCUGGCAGCUCUACAGUGAAGUCGAUGCCCCUCACCCAGCUGUGAGCAGUGCAGCCGCUGAGCUCAGCUACUCAAGAGCUCUAGUUAACCUCAUCUUACAUGUGCUUGUUCCAUACCCUCAGAUGGAAACCAGGACUGGAGGUUACAUGGUUACAGAACUCAUCACCUGCAAUGUGCUGUUGCCGCUCAUAAGCAGGGUGUCUGAUCCUGACUGGCUCAACCAGACCAUGGUAGACAUAAUCACCAGGUCCAGAGAACCGCAAGAAAUCGAUGUGGAUGAGCUCCCAGUAGCUGCUCUAUACACAUGUCAGAUCCAGCAGGAGUCCUGGACCACGUGCAGGUCACUGUCUUCUUCUGAUCAAGCUGGCCUCAACAGCAAAAGCACCUCUGACCUUGAUGAUCUACAGAGCCAGAGUGAGAAGGAUUCCUCACAGAGCAGUAUGGUUAGCCUGAUGUCUGCCAGGAAACUAGAAAGUUGCCACUCAGGUUUGCUCACACCAUGCAAAGUGAACUGCUGUUCACUCACAUCUGGCCAUUACUCCCACUCAUCAGAGUCCAAAAUGAUUUCACUGGACUCCCUAAUUCAAUCUGACUCUGAAGAUGACCUGACAGGAGGCUUUUGUGACUGUGCUCCUCCCAAAAACUUUUGCAACGCGAUCACUUUAAAGGAUGAUGAGGCCUUUGGCUGCUUCGGUCCUCUGAAAAAUUUUGGGCCGAAGGUGGUGGUGCCUGAGGACUCCCAGUGGCCAGCGGGUAUAGCCCAAGAAAAAUCCCCAGCUUGUCCUCCAAGAAGACUUUGUCUAACCUCCUGUAACUUUGAAACCCCUAACAACCAAGCUGCGCCUGCGAGCAUCCAGAAUGUGCAAAUUUCUGGCACUGUCACUGUGAAGGAGCAGCGUGGCACAGGCACACAUCCCUAUACUCUCUACACUGUAAAGUUUGAGACAACGGCUGAAGCAGAAAAUGGUGGUACUCUGCAACCUGCAUCCUGUCACACUGUCAACCGGAGAUACAGCGAGUUCCUCAACUUGCAAACACGUUUAGAGGAGAAGCCUGAAGUCAAGAAAGUAAUCAAGAAUGUCAAAGGCCCAAAGAAAAUGUUCCCUGACCUCCCAUUUGGCAAUGCUGACGUCGACAAGGUUGAAGCCCGUAAAAGUCAACUGGAUACGUUCCUUAAACAAUUAAGCAGCAUUCCUGAGACAUCCAACAGUGAGGACAUGCAGGAGUUCCUGGCUCUCAACUCAGAUGUUUGCACAUAUUUUGGCAGAAAGCCUGUUGUCAAGUCAAGAAUUGAUAAGAUGAUGGAAAAUGCUUUAGACACCUUGAAGACAGCCUUCCCUCAUCCUGAGCCUCUCAGUCCAACGGAGGAUCUUGAUGGAGAUGCUGAUGGAAGAACAAUGGACAACAGAAAGUACAGGAGGCUUAUGUUCCCAAGCAAAAUAUCCACAUCUCUCAAUAUACCUGACCUACAUCCUAAAGUGACAUACUGCUUUAGUGAAGGCAGCGCUGUCCUCAACGGCAUGUCACCGUCUGGCCUGGAGAGCUUUGUCAAAGAGCAGGAAAGACUUUUAUGUGGGCUGAACGGGAAAGAGACAGUCAAGCAGAGCUGUGAGCAGCCUGGCAAAGACAAGAAGACUUCAGGGAAAACUCAUGGGACAGACACAGCCGUGGCAGAUGUUGCUUUGAACAUUUUGUGUCUGCUGAUGAAGGAUCAGUGGAGUUGGCUGUGCACUGAGAACAUACAGAAGACCAUCAGACUGCUCUUUGGCACCUUUAUUGAGAGAUGGUUGGAUGUAGGAGUUGCCCACCUUACCAGUGCCCCCUGCUGGGUGAUUUACCUACAAGUGCUGCAGGAAGCUGUAUGGCCAGGCGGCACGCUGCCCGCUCAACCACGGCCAGAGCGUAGUGCCGCAGAAAGAGAGGAAACCAAGGAGCAAUGUUUGGACUGUUUAGUGCAGCUGCUCCCAGAGCUCAUCACUGACAUGCUGGGAAGUGAGAAGUACAGACUGAGCUUGGAGACCAUGCUGGAGUCUUUACAGGACCAUCAGAUAAACAAGCAUCUGAUCUACUGCAUCUGCGACCUGCUGCUGGAGUUUCUGAUCCCUGAGUCGUGUGACGAGGCCUUCCAGAGGUCUCUGCUGCAGAGCCUGGCCAAAGACACAGAGAGGGACAAUCCUCACAUAUGAUCAGCACAUGAUAACACUCUGAGGCCUCACAGUUGUAAGCAGUUGAUGGAUAAUGUUUCAGUAUGUGUGUAUGAGGGUUGUGACGUAUUCCAAAUGGCCUGUACUGUAGUCACUGGAGUCCACAGAAUGGCAGCAGUCAUUACCUGAUUGGUCAGUGAAAAUAUAUGCAGAAGUCUGUUUUAAGAUUGUAUAUAAGGCUUCUGUCCUUAAUUUCCCUUCAUCUGAUGAGUGGUAUCUUACACUUCUCAAUUAGUGCCUUCAGCUGAGCACUGUGACAGCUAUCAGUGAAAUCAGCUGUGUGAAGGAGGGGCUUAAGUUAUAUAUGGUUUAGUUCCUGUCAGUUUCACAAAGAGCUGUCUUUAGGAAACUUCAGAUUGAUGUGCUGAUUCAGUCAAUCAAUAAAUGUAUUAAUUGUAAGAGCAGUGUGUGGGAAUUGCCACUUCUUCAAGACGUAUACAAUGAUUAUAAGAUUUUACAUGUGGCUCCUUUCUGAAGAUGGUAUUUUGUUAGUCUUUCAUCUGUAUUUACUCCCCCAGCUUCUGUGCACAUACGCUCUUACUAAUGAGGACUAACUGGGAGGACUGAAUUGGAUCAUGUUAUCUAAGUCCAAGAUUGUAUAAAUAAGAAGUAGCCAUUCCAAGUUCAAGAUGUUUAAGAAAGUCACCUUUUAAACAAGGUUGUACUAUUUCAAUUCAAGCUUAAAUUGGUUCAGUUUAAACCUUCUCUCAGAAACCAGCCUCUUGAGUGCUGGUUGUAACUUUUAACUUUUGAUUUAAAGGCUCAAAAAAGGCAAGCAAGGAAAUUGCUUUGAAUAUCUAUAAAUAGACAUCAUGUAAGAUAAAAAAACUGCACAGUUACAGUAUGUUCAUUUAUGUCGAGCAACCAGGGAGGUAGUGUUUGAAUAUUGCUGCUCAGGUGAUUAAUUUCAUUUCGAUGGUAUGUUUUCAUGUGUGCCUCCUGUGGGCUGAGGUGUCUGUUCAAGAUAAUUUUUCAUUUGAGGACAUAUAUUUUGUAAAAUGCUGCAUAGUGUAGCUUUAAACUGAAACUCUAAAACUGGAUUGGCAUAAAAGUAAAUAAAAGUUUGUACUGGCAUAGGCAGUGCUUUUACCUGAC